Messenger RNA from Myxocyprinus asiaticus (Chinese sucker), 4396 nucleotides. Its product is annotated as RNA-binding protein 39-like. The coding region runs from base 276 to 1940 and encodes 554 amino acids. The transcript has 16 exons. The record is from RefSeq and is a predicted model, not a curated record. Gene Ontology annotation, molecular function: RNA binding. Gene Ontology annotation, biological process: mRNA processing. Gene Ontology annotation, cellular component: nucleus. Lineage: Eukaryota; Metazoa; Chordata; Actinopteri; Cypriniformes; Catostomidae.
AGGGAAGCCCUGCCCACUUUCAGCGUCCAUUUUGGGCUAAGCAGGAAGUUGUUUAGAGAGGAAAGCCAAACUGAUCAACUUAAUCGUCCACUGAUACGUAUAUCGUUUUUUCAGUCGUGUUUGAAGCAUUGUUCGCCGUUGUUGGUAGACGGUCACAGACUGGACUAUAUGCGUAUUUGACCGUUUGUUUUGCAGUCGUGGUGACAGUCAAACUUCACGCGCGCGUCGCAGAGGUCGCGACGAAAACAAGGGACUGUAAAUAAAAACAGGUCAGGAUGGCGGAUGACUUUGAUGUCGAGGCCAUGCUUGAAGCUCCCUAUAAGAAGGGUGAAAGCAAGUCCUUUGGCGCCAAUAGUCAUGAUGACAGCCGCAGCAAGAAGAAAAGACAUAGCAAAAGCCGCAGUCCAGACCACCGGAGGAGUAGAAGCAGAGACCGUAAGAAGAGUCGAGAGCAACGGAGGAGCCGCAGUCGUGAUCGGAGGCCUUCACGCAGCAAAGAGCGCAGGCGUUCUCGAUCCCGCAGCCGGAAUCGUGGUGGACGCUACCGUGGACGCAAAAGUCCCUUUAUGGGGCCGAAGUUAAACGGUGGUCCUGGAGGGAAAUUUGGCCCACAGCAUUUCACCAAGCACAGUCGCAGGCGCUCUCGGAGCAAGAGCCCCUUCAAGAAAGACAAGAGCCCCUUCAAGAAAGACAAGAGCCCCUUCAAGAAAGACAAGAGCCCCUUCAAGAAAGAUAAAAGCUCCUUCAAGAAAGACAAGAGCCCCAUCAGGCAGCCAAUAGAUAAUCUGAGCCCAGAGGAGAGAGACGCCCGCACGGUAUUCUGCAUGCAGCUGGCUGCCAGAAUUAGACCUAAAGAUCUGGAAGAGUUCUUCUCAGCAGUAGGAAAAGUGCGUGACGUAAGGAUGAUCUCAGACAGAAACUCUCGGAGGUCAAAGGGCAUUGCCUACAUUGAGUUUGUGGAGGCGACCUCGGUACCGCUGGCCAUCGGGCUGACAGGACAGCGGGUUCUGGGAGUGCCAAUUAUAGUCCAGGCCUCACAGGCUGAGAAGAACAGGGCAGCAGCAGCAUUGGCAGCCAGCCUCCAGAGAGGUGGUGCAGGGCCGAUGCGGCUUUAUGUGGGCUCCCUGCACUUCAAUAUAACCGAGGAUAUGCUCCGGGGCAUCUUUGAGCCAUUCGGCAAGAUUGAGGGUAUCCAGCUAAUGAUGGACAAUGAGACAGGCAGGUCGAAAGGAUAUGGCUUCAUAUCAUUUGCAGAUGCAGAAUGUGCUAAAAAAGCCUUAGAUCAGCUAAAUGGUUUUGAGCUUGCUGGUCGGCCCAUGAAAGUCGGUCAUGUUACAGAGCGUUCAGAUGCAUCUUCAGCCAGCUCCUUCUUGGACAAUGAUGAGCUGGAGAGAACGGGCAUUGACUUGGGCACGACGGGUCGCCUUCAGCUGAUGGCAAGACUCGCAGAGGGUACAGGAUUGCAGAUUCCUGCCGCUGCCAAGCAUGCUUUACAGAUGAGUGGCUCUCUGGCACUUGGAAAUCUGGCAAAUGCUACAACCACAGCCACAGCUCCCCUGCUCUCCAAUCCUGGGAUGAACCAAGCUAUGAACCUUCCAACCCAACCGCUGGCCACACACUGUUUACAGCUCUCCAACAUGUUCAAUCCACAGUCGGAAGACGAACAGGGAUGGGACAUAGAGAUACAGGAUGACGUCAUCGAAGAGUGCAAAAAACAUGGUGGCAUUGUUCACAUUUACAUUGACAAGAACUCUCCUCAAGGAAAUGUUUAUGUAAAAUGUCAGACCAUCCCAGUAGCAAUGGCUGUCGUCGGCGCCCUGCACGGCCGGUGGUUUGCAGGUAAAAUGAUUACAGCUGCCUAUGUGCCCCUUCCCACUUACCAUAACCUGUUUCCAGACUCAGCCACAGCCACCGAGCUCCUGAGGCCGACGCGCCGGUGAUACAGCUCGUUUCACCUUUAACCCCUGCCUAUCCCUGACCCAUGGUAACGCAAUGCGUCCAUACACCUUUACCCUACACCCCCUUCUCAAAUUAACUGCUGCGGUUCUGGGACAGUCCUGUCAUAAUGUAUGAAGUUACAUAAUAAAGAUUUAGUUAGGCCUGAUCUUUUUUUUUUUUACUUUUUUUUUUUUAAUGUAUUUUAGCAGGAGAGUAAAUCCACAGUCAGUCAUCUCCUGUGCUUGUAAUGACAAAAGCAAGUUCUCAGUCAGCACUCUCCUUUAUGUAUAUUGGCCUAUUGACAAGUUAAGAACACUUGUAAUGCCCUGUCUAGACAGGAUCCGGACUGCUGAAACCAGUCUUGAAGGAUAUUCUAGUGUUUUAAAGGUAUUUCUUUUUGUUUGUUUGUUUGAUUUCUCUGCUUUUUCAUUUUAUCAUUGCCUAGUAAGGUGAAAAAAGGUAUUUUCAGUUUAAGUCAUAAAUGUCUUUAUCUUUUAUGAGACACUGUUGUGAACUCUUGCCUCAUUUCCAGUCUGUUUCUUUAAUUUUAAGCCACAAAAGACAACUAAAUUUUUUUUUUUUUUUUUUUGUGUGCAGACAGUCUACUUGAGCUGUUAAAUUUUCUAAAACCACUUUGAAAUUAUAACUUUUUAUAAUCAAAAACUGUUUUUUUUUUUUUUUUUUUUUUUUUUUUAAAUCUAUCAAUAAAAGGACUUUCACAACACUGUGUAAAAUGAGUUUGGCUUUGUUUUUAUCAUGUUAAAAAGGGUAUACACUCACCUAGCAUUUUAUUUGGAACCUACUUAUGUGAUUUUCUAAUCAGUCAAUCAUGUGGCAGCAGUGCAGUGCAUAAAAUCAUGCAGAUACGUGUCAGGACCUUCAGUUAAUGUUCACAUCAACCAUCGGAAUGGGGAAAAAAAAUUAUUUUAGUGAUUUUGACCGUGGCAUGAUUAUUGGUGCCAGGUGGGCUGGUUUGAGUGUUUCUAUAACUGCUGAUCUCCUGGGAUUUUCACACACAACAGUCUCUAGAGUUUACUCAGAAUGGUGCCAGAAACAAAAAACGUCCAGUGAGUGACAGUUCUGCAGACAGAAAUGCCUUGUUGAUGAGAGAGGUCAACAGAGAAUGGUCAGACUGGUUCGAGCUGACAGAAAGGCUACAGUAACUCAGAUAACCGCUCUAUACAAUUGUUGUGAGAAGAAUAUCAUCUCAGAAUGCACAAGUUGAGCCUUGAAGUGGAUGGGCAAUAGUGUUCCUAAUAAAGUGCACAGUGAGUGUAUUUAGCACGUUUUAUUAAGAUCAGAGAACACCUCUAGAGGGAGCUGUGAGUCUGUUAUCUAGUCAAGUGCGUAGCAAGGAAUUGAAAUGUUUCACUAUAGCCUGGCUGCAUUUGCUUUGUAGGUGAUGGAAAACAAUGUCUUUAAUUCUCAGUUAAUGCUAAAAAUUGCUGUAAACCACAAUAGACUUUUGUACCCUAAUGACAAUUAAAUGUUUAUAUGUUGUAUAACAUUUGGGCAUAUCUUCGUGCAUUCUAUUUUUAUAUCAUUCAUAGGAUUCAUUAUUACACGAUCACAAAAAUAUUAUUACAUGAUCACAGCUGAGUUAUUACUCACUGCUAGACUUUUCUUUUUUCUUUCUGCUUUUUAGUCAGAAUGUCAUGAUACCAGAGUCAGAAAUUAACCAGGGCUUGGGGCAACCAUGUCAUCAACAGUGAUGAAAAUGUCCCCAAAAUUAAAAAUGUUUAAGCAAAAAAUGCCCCCUUAAUGAAUUGCUCUUAUUUGUAACAUCAGAUAUAUUUCUUGGUAUUCUGUUUUAGGCCUAUUAUACACCAUUUCACAAUUUAUGAGAUUCAGAUUGAGAAUGUAUGGUAAUUAUUUGAUUAAAUUUAAGUAUUUGACAUAAAAGGAUGACAAACAGCAUAUAUUUAAAUAAUCAUGCCUUCAUAAAGUAAAUAAUGCCUUGAAAAACAAAUCCAGGAGGCAAAUAUUGCCCCUUAAAGGAAUAGUUCAUCCCAAAAUGAAAAUUCUCUAAUCAUUAACUCUCAUGCCAUCCCAGAUGUGUAUGACACAAAAGAUUUUUAGAAGAAUAUCUCAGCUAUGUAGGUCCAUACAAUGUAAGUGAAUGGUGACUUAAACUCAGAAGGUCCAAAAAGCACAUAAAGGCAGCAUAAAAGUAAUCCAUACGACUCCAGUGGUUUAAUCUGUAUCUUCAGAAAUGAUAUGAUAGAUGUGGGUGAGAAACAGAUCAGUAUAUAAAUCUUUUUUUUUUUUCUAAAGUGAAAGUGAGCGUGUAGAUUUACGGUAGAAAAAGGACUAAAAUAUUUCUCUGUUUCUAGGAAUAUGGUAAGAAAUAAUUGAAGAUUUUAUAUUUCUUAGCUUACAGAAAAGUGAGUGUUAUUUUAUAACCUUGCUGUCUAAAAAUUAUAAUAAUGCAUCUGUCUCCAUAUAUUAUUAAAUCAGU